This is a messenger RNA of Erythranthe guttata (spotted monkey flower), 2163 nucleotides long. RefSeq names its product putative pectate lyase P59. Gene Ontology annotation, molecular function: pectate lyase activity. The record is from RefSeq and is a predicted model, not a curated record. Lineage: Eukaryota; Viridiplantae; Streptophyta; Magnoliopsida; Lamiales; Phrymaceae.
CAUGAUCAUAUGUAUCAAAUGAUCCCAAUUUAAAUGUGUGUUUUUAAUUUCUUUGAAAAUUAUAUAUUUUUAUUUACAAAAUAAAUUGGUAUUUAAUUUGCCUAUUAUAGUAUAGUACUAAACAUAGAAAAAUGAAGAAUUAUGAAAACACAUGGAGAAACAAAAAAAUCUGAAUAUGCAUGAGUAACAACCACUAAAAGCAAGUGGGUAACCCCAAUUUUAGCGGGAAAUAUCCACUAUAUAAACCAAUCCUCGCACCAUAAUGAAAAACAGAAUAAAAGCGGUUUUGUGCUUCUUUGCAUUUAAAUAAAAAAGCCCCUUUUAAUAAAUUUGAAUGUGUGUUUCGGUCUGGUUGUGUUGAACCCCAUCACCGCUAAUUAGGCUUCGACCCCAGACCGUCGGCAUUCAUCAAAAUAAAAUAAAAUAAAAAUCGAAAAAAAUCAAUAAAUAUAUAGAGAGAAAGAUGGUUCGCAAGAUGGGUUUAUUGUUCUUGUCGAUCGCAUUUGCGUAUGCUCUACCGAGCAUUAGCGCUAAUUUCUUAGAUUCCGACGAAUAUUGGGUCAAGCGCAGUGUGCAGGCAUGGAACAACACUCUCGAAUCCUACGAGCCGCAUCCUGCUAAAAUCGUCAGUCAUUUGAAUCUACAUUCCACCAGGGCACUAGAGGAAAUAAAAGACCUGGAAUUGGUUUCCAACAGUAGCCGUAGGCACUUAGCACACGGCUACGAUGGACCUUGCAUGGCGACAAACCCAAUCGACCGUUGCUGGAGAUGCCAAGCAAAUUGGGCCGACAACCGGUUCAGGCUGGCCGACUGCGGUUUGGGAUUCGGAUACAAGGCCAAGGGCGGGAAAGGUGGCCGUAUCUACGUGGUCAACGACUCCUCCGACAGCGACAUGGUCAACCCGAUUCCGGGAACACUUCGCCAUGCGGUCAUCCAAACGGAGCCACUUUGGAUCAUCUUCUCCCGGAGCAUGGUGAUCCGCCUCUCCCAGGAGCUGAUCAUGCAGAGCGACAAGACGAUCGACGGCCGCGGCGUGCGAGUCCACAUCACCGGCGGCGCCGGGAUCACAAUCCAGUUCGUGAAGAACAUAAUCAUCCACGGAUUACUAAUCCACGACAUAGUCCCCGGGGACGGGGGCAUGAUCAGGGACUCGGUCGACCACUACGGGUUCCGGACGAGGAGCGACGGUGACGGUAUAUCGAUCUACGGAGCGCAGGACAUCUGGAUCGACCACGUGUCGAUGACCAACUGCAGCGACGGGCUGAUCGACGCGAUCAUGGGGUCGACUGGGAUCACGAUAUCCAACGGCCACUUCACCGACCACAACGAGGCGAUGCUGUUCGGGGCGAGCGACAGCCACACGCAGGACGUGAAGAUGCAGAUCACGGUGGCGUUCAACCACUUCGGGAAGAGGCUCGUCCAGAGGAUGCCACGUUGCAGAUUCGGUUACAUCCACGUGGUCAACAACGACUACACCCACUGGAACAUGUACGCCAUUGGUGGAAGCAAGAACCCUAUCAUCAUCAGUCAGGGCAACAGAUUCAUUGCUCCCCCAGACAACCCUUUUGCCAAGGAGGUGACGAAGAGGGAAUAUUCGCCGGAAUCGGUGUGGAGCCAGUGGAUAUGGAGAUCGGAGGGAGAUAUAUUCUUGAGAGGAGCAUUCUUUGUUCAAUCGGGUGAUCCAACGUAUACAAGCAAGCACCCGGAGAAGUACGAUCUUAUACAGGCGGCAUCGGCCACUCAGGUUGAGAUUAUGACCAAAUUUGCCGGUGCUUUGGGUUGCAAAAUAGGACAAGUAUGUUAGAGAGAGACAGAGACACUUUAUACACUAAACAGAAACUGCAGUUCAAAUUUGUUUUUUUUAUUUAUAUUUUUUUUGUUUUAUGAUUAAUUCGUUCGUUGCAAAGAAGAAAAAAGGAUCGAAAAUCAUCAUCGCCAGGCACGGCACGGCUAAUUAAGGAAAUUCUAGAGCGAGCGAGCCAGCAUAGAGCCCCCAACAUUUUUCAAAUCCCUAUUAUUUUGUAGAGAUAUAUAGAAAUUGAAAUUUUCAUGUAUAAUUUACAUUUACGGCCUCUCCUUAGAAAGUUUUUCGGCGUACUUCAAAUCCUGGCUUCGCUAACUUAUGCCUUCUUUGAUGAUUAUUGAUUAUAGAUUUUUUCUUCU